Parnassius apollo (apollo) is the source of this 204-nucleotide messenger RNA. NCBI's taxonomy places the organism in Eukaryota, Metazoa, Arthropoda, Insecta, Lepidoptera, Papilionidae. The record is from the annotation of a GenBank genome assembly.
AUGCAAAACGACCCUCUAUUUGUGAGGUUGCUCAACUACAACACUAAGAAUUUAGAUGUCCAAGUGAAAAAAAAUGUGGUGCACGCAUUGUGGGUCUUCCCGCACGACGCAACAAAGGGUACGGGCAAAACUUGUCGUGCUGCACUUACUAUUGGACCAAUUUCGCAAGGACCUUUACGCUCCGAAAGCAAUGGUGGUCAUUAG